GACAACAAGAAUAUGAUAGAUAGAUUUAGUAAUCUUCCAGAUGAAGUUUCUCAUCAGAUUCUCUCCUUGCUUACUAUAGAAGACCUUGCUCGAGUGGGUUGUGUUUCCAAUAGAUGCAAAGAAUUAUACAUAUCAACUCCUUCACUGGAUAUCAAAUUUUAUAACCAGGAUACAUCCACAUGUAAUAAGCGGCUACGGCUGUUAAAUUCUUUGGAUAGGUUCUUGGUUCACCGUGGGGGUAAUAAGUUGCAAUACUUUCGUGUGAGUUGGCGUAGUCACUCUAUAGAUGAAGGUCGAGCAUUACAAUGCUUUUGUGAUGAUGAGAUUUUUCGAAUGAUACUCACGUGGAUCCAAAAUGCAGUAAGUUGUAAAGUUGAAAAACUUCUUGUUAAGAUCAUUUCCCCAGAAGAUGUGAGUACGAUCACUACAAUGUCUAUGACGUUCAUAUUUCUCUGUGAAUCUUUGAGGUCUCUACUGCUGAAAAUGUAUUGUACAAUUCAUGAAGCACCCUCCUUUGCUGUUUCUUCUAAUCUCAACUACUUGAAGUUGCAAAAUGUUCGUAUCAAUGAUGAGGGGUUUUUCAAAUGGAUAUCAUGUUGUUGUAGAUUCAUUGAAGAAUUAAUUCUGGAAGAAGUUCGUGGGAUGAACACUGUCACCAUUGAGAGCUCAUCCUUGAAAAUAUUUGGUUUUUAUUUUCCAGUUGAUAUCUGCCAUCUCGUCUUGUCAUGUGAGAAACUUGAAGACAUAGUCAUUGACUGGAGAUUUGAUGAACCUAGUAACAGAUCGUCAAAUAUUUUUGCUCCCAAUCUUAAAAAGUUGAUGUGGUACGGUAAUGUGAUGAAUCAGCGGAACCUGGGAAAAUUAGAAUGUCUAGAACAAGUUACACUUCAACUGGAGCCUGAAGUAGACUAUAAAAAUGUAUAUGGGCUUCUUUGCAGUUUAUGCUGGGUUCGAGUUCUUACUAUUGAUCUAUUCACCAUUCAGGCUUUAUUCUGGGAAGGAUGCCGACCAAUUCAGUUACAUAAUAUUUGGUGGUUGCGCAUGGACAUGCAUGUGCUUACUAAUGAUCUAAUCCCGGCCAUGGUUUCUCUUUUUAAAGGAAUGCCCAAUUUGUGCACUUUACACAUGGUGUUCAUGAAUAUCAACUACUCUUCUGUUCGCUGUGACCAUGUUGCAACAUCUAAGUUUAAUUUGGACUACUGGGAGAAGCAAGACCUGGCUUUUGUGCAUAAACUUCAGGAGGUACAUAUGGAUCUUUGUGAGGGUUCAAACGCAAUGCACUUAGCAAGGUAUAUACUUGGGAAUGCUCCGGCUCUGAAGUACAUGAUCAUAUAUUAUCCAUCUAAGCAGCUGAGUGUUGUACACAAGUUGAAAAAAGAAAAGCCAGUUUCAAAUGCCAAAGUUAUCUUUAAGAAAGCUGGAGAAGUGUGGCGAUAGAGUUGCAUUUGAUACUUUGUUGCUCAUAAAAUUUCCAUAU
Molecule: messenger RNA, 1477 nt
Organism: Fragaria vesca subsp. vesca
Lineage: Eukaryota; Viridiplantae; Streptophyta; Magnoliopsida; Rosales; Rosaceae
Product: putative F-box/FBD/LRR-repeat protein At4g03220-like
Exons: 3
Coding region: 13-1437 (474 amino acids)
Source: RefSeq, a predicted model, not a curated record